AAUGCUUCGCCUGCGGGCCGCCGCUACCACCAGCCUGGGCCUCACGCUGAGGGGCGUGGCGCACAUUGUCGCUUCUUUCGUGCUCUCCACCGUCGUCUACUCGGCCAUCUACGCCGCCGCUGUGCCGGAAGCGGAGCUCAACUAUCCACUUCACUUUGGCCUCUGCGAUCCGCCAAACGUCACGCGCCGUGUGGCAGCCGCGCGGCUCGCGCCCUCGGAUGCGGGAGGGCGGGUGGCCGCGGCGGCACCACCGCUCGCUCCCGGCUACAAGUACAUGGCGCGGCUCUGCCUCGAGCUGCCAGAGUCGCCGCCAAACGUGGAGGUCGGGACAUUCCUGGCGGAGCUCUCGCUGUACGGCGGCGACAGCGGCGAAGCCGCCGCCGACGGCCCGCCUGUCACUGCCCUCGAUGCGGUGCAAGCUGCGACACCGCCGGCGCCGCCGGCGAUGCUCUUUGCGUCGGCGCGCCCGUUUGUGCUCCGGUACCGCUCGCCGCAGGUGCGGUGGCUCGGCAACCUGUUCUUCAUGCUGCCUCUUGUGCUCGGCCUGCUCGAGGAGAAGCAGACGCACUGCGCGCCGCUCGCCGACGAGCUGCACAACCGGCGGGACCAUCCGGUGCUCGAGAUGCGCGUGGCGCUCUCCUCGUGCUCGCUGCAGGAGGGCGAGCCCCCGGCGAGUCGGGAGGCGGGCAGGCAGGGACGAGGGCGGCGAGAGGGCGCACGGCUUGGGCGAGGGCUGGCCGCGAGGGCUGGCUGCGAGGGCCGUGGCCGCGAGGGCUGUGGCUGCGGAGGGUUGUCGGCCGCGAGGGGAUGACGGUCGCCGCCCGCCGCCCGCAGGUCUACAGUGCGACGCUCCACCUCCGCACCUCCUUUGGCGUGGUUGCGGCGCUCAUGCACACUUGGUUCUUCACCACCGCCGCGGUCGGAGUCACGCUGCUGAUGCUCAUGUACUGGCUCGUCGUGCUCGUCUUCGAGCUGCGGGACCGGCUGCGAGCGCAAGACGAGGACCAACAAUACCAACAGUUCCAGCCGUCGAGAGCGGCGCCGGACAGUAGGUGCCGCCCCGUUCCGCCCAUCGCCGGCAGUUCGAAAUCAGAUUAGCUGUUGUCACACAUGCAACGUAAUGAACUCUUUUUGAAGUUUU
Messenger RNA from Emiliania huxleyi CCMP1516, 1141 nucleotides. RefSeq lists its product as hypothetical. The record is from RefSeq and is a predicted model, not a curated record. Gene Ontology annotation, biological process: lipid storage; lipid droplet organization. Lineage: Eukaryota; Haptophyta; Isochrysidales; Noelaerhabdaceae. The annotation marks the transcript as partial. Gene Ontology annotation, cellular component: endoplasmic reticulum membrane. The transcript has 4 exons.